Molecule: messenger RNA, 2535 nt
Organism: Cicer arietinum (chickpea)
Lineage: Eukaryota; Viridiplantae; Streptophyta; Magnoliopsida; Fabales; Fabaceae
Product: serine/threonine-protein kinase MPS1
Biological process (GO): mitotic spindle assembly checkpoint signaling; chromosome segregation; meiotic spindle assembly checkpoint signaling
Cellular component (GO): kinetochore; nucleus
Molecular function (GO): protein serine/threonine/tyrosine kinase activity; protein serine/threonine kinase activity; ATP binding
Source: RefSeq, a predicted model, not a curated record
UAGUAAAGCAGCCCAUGGAAGGCCCAAAAGAAAGCGAAACCCGAGAAAGAAUAGAGGAGCGCGAAAACAACAAUUGAAUUUUGAUUCGGAUUCGGAUUCGAAGGAGGUAAACCAAAAAUUGAAAUUGAAAUGCGGUGGAGUUUGGUCCAUGGAUGGGAAGUCUAACCUUCCGAUCAAGCCAGAUCCUUCUUCCCCGGACUUCCUCCGCCACGUUCAAGCCGCCUUGAAACGUCACCGCCCUCUCGGUUCAACGCAAUCCAAUAGCUUCAGGCCAAGGCGCACGCUGGUUCAUCAACCACACGAUUCACCUGAAACCAGCACCGUUGAUACUCCUUCUCAAGAUCCAAAUGCUCAAAACAAAGUUCAAUUUUCCAAUACUGUUCCACAAGAAAUGGAGUGGGUUGAAGGUAACCAACCUGAAGCUUUGAUUGGAUUCAACGAUGAUUCGAAGCAACCUAAAGUUCUGCAGACUGAGCCUGAUUUUAGUUUGAGAUCCGAUGGAGGAAUAAGUUGCUCCAUGUUACCGAGGAGGAAUACGGUUACGCGGGAUAAUUUGCAGCAGUUCAGAAACUUUCUAAGCCAGCCGGCGACACAGUCUUCGGUAGUGGGACCUUCGUGUGCCACAACUACUUCAGUCAAUUCAACUUCAGCUCCUAUGAUGAAUUCAACAACCCAUUUGCAUAUAGAAAGUGGCACACGUGUGGCUGCUGGUCCGUUUGGAGAGAUUCGUGUUAAACCUAUAACUGAAAGUGUUAUGGAAUCAGCAAAUAUAGAUACUUCAGUGAAAAAAGGGAAUAUAAUAUCAGUUGAUAAGGAUGCAGCUCCAGGGCAAGCUUCUGAUUCUUGUGUCGAUGCCGAGUUGGCAUUUAAAGAGAGUGAACAAUCUAAGGAGCAGCAAGCAUCCAUGUUAAAAGAAACCAGUAAUUCAAAAUAUGUUUCUUGGGAUGGCGACAAGUUGACCGAACGGAAAGAGGUUGCAGAUGUUUCAAACAUACAGCCUCAGGCUUCGGUGUCCAAAGCACCUUCUGUGAAUGUGAAGUUUGAAUCUUCUAAUAUAGAAAAGCGAGAGAAGGCUGUGAGUAGUAGAAGUUCGUCGGUCAAUAAGAAAAGGUCCUAUGACCCCGAUUUGUUUUUUAAGGUUAAUGGAAAACUUUAUCAACGUCUUGGCAAGAUAGGUAGUGGUGGAAGCAGUGAGGUGCACAAGGUGAUUUCAUCAGACUGUAAGAUAUAUGCACUUAAGAAGAUCAAACUCAAGGGUCGUGAUUAUGCUACUGCAUAUGGGUUUUGUCAAGAGAUUGAGUAUCUUAAUAGGCUGAAAGGAAAGGAUAAUAUCAUACAGCUUAUAGAUUAUGAGGUAACUGACAAGGCUUUGCUCGAAGAAGUUAUGAAAGGCACUCUCAGUAUUAAGGAUGGCCGAGUCAAGGAUGACGGAUAUAUAUUCAUGGUACUUGAAUACGGGGAAAUUGAUUUAGCUCACAUGUUGUCCCAGAAGUGGAAGGAACUUGAUGGACCCAACCAGACCAUAGAUGAGAACUGGCUUCGAUUUUAUUGGCAGCAAAUUCUUCAAGCUGUCAACACAAUUCAUGAGGAACGUAUUGUCCAUUCUGACUUGAAGCCUGCUAACUUCCUCCUUGUCAAAGGUUCCCUAAAACUGAUUGAUUUUGGUAUCGCCAAAGCAAUAAUGAGUGAUACAACUAAUAUUCAACGGGAUUCGCAGGUGGGUACUUUGAGUUACAUGUCUCCAGAAGCAUUUAUGUGUAAUGAGACAGAUGCAAACGGAAACAUCAUUAAGUGUGGUCGGCCAUCAGAUAUAUGGUCUUUGGGCUGCAUCCUUUAUCAAAUGGUAUAUGGAAGAACCCCUUUUUCAGAAUACAAGACAUUUUGGGCCAAAUUUAAAGUUAUAACAGAUCCAAGUCAUGAAAUUACGUACGAACCACUUUCAAAUCCAUGGCUAGUAGAUCUAAUGAAGAGGUGCCUAGCAUGGGAUCGGAAUCAAAGGUGGAGAAUUCCUCAGUUACUCCAACAUCCUUUUCUUGCACCUCACGUACCACCUCAUCCAUCUUUGUCCCAAGACCAUAGCUGUAAAUUUAUACAACUCAUUGCUGAAACUUGUACAUAUGACUCUGAAGCAUCGCAACUGUGUCAUCAGCUCCAACGUCUACUUGUUGAUCCACUCGAGUUAACAACUCACUCACUAAAUUCACAAGAUCAACAAAGAUCACUGUUAUCCCAAAUGUCUGAACUCUGUAUACAGCUGCGGGAACGUUUGGUAGAUACUGAUAUCAAGUAAUUGGUGGCUGUCUAUUCAAUUUUUUUGGUUUUUGUUUCAGUGUAUUUUUAAAGAUUACCGCACUUUCCAUAGGUCAGAAGUGGCAUUGUGUGUAUUUCCAAUUUUUCAGAGUAGAAUACUAAGGUUAGUGUGUAGCUAGUGAAUCAACAUAGUACAGGUUUUGUAUAAAUUUGAAGUCAGAAAAACCGCGAGUUUUAAUAGUUGUUUAAGUUUAAAAAGCAAAUUACACAUCUUGAUUUUGUGUA